Molecule: messenger RNA, 2693 nt
Organism: Syngnathoides biaculeatus (alligator pipefish)
Lineage: Eukaryota; Metazoa; Chordata; Actinopteri; Syngnathiformes; Syngnathidae
Product: occludin
Exons: 9
Coding region: 228-1853 (541 amino acids)
Biological process (GO): bicellular tight junction assembly; positive regulation of transcription elongation by RNA polymerase II; snRNA transcription by RNA polymerase II
Cellular component (GO): transcription elongation factor complex; bicellular tight junction; membrane
Molecular function (GO): cis-regulatory region sequence-specific DNA binding
Source: RefSeq, a predicted model, not a curated record
AGCAGCACUUGGCUCCGGGCUGCUGAACGAGACUCAUGCCAGCGUCCUCGUUGGAGAUAGACUUUAUUUUCCGCAUUGUUUUAAAUGAACCUAAUAUCAAGAAAUUCGCUGUAAAGAUACAUUGACAAAGAGUAAGAAUUCCCAGUUUUAGCCAAAGUUCUGACUUGGAAGAAUUUCAACUGAAAACAAGGACGACUGGAGUUUUUACUUCUCGGUGGUCCUCAGAGAUGUUUGACAAACAGCCCUAUGAUAGUCCCCCUGUGUACACCCCACCAUCCAACAAUGGGUUUGGAACGCCAGGCAGUUUCCAUGCUCCUCUGAGUGAUUACAACGCUUACCCUCCACCACCAGGCUCAUACUACAUUGAGGACAAACCGCAGCACUUCUACAAAUGGCGGUCACCCCCAGGGAUCGUCAAGGCUAUGAUGGCUGUUGUCAUCGUGCUGUGCGUGGCCAUCUUCGCUUGUGUGGCCUCCACGCUUAUGUGGGACAUACAGUACGCGAAUGGCCUGGGACUAGGCUACGGCUAUGGAUCUGGCUACGGUGGUGGAUAUGGUGUAGGCACCUAUGGCUCAGGAUAUGGUGGCUAUGGCAGUUAUGGAGGCUAUGGUAACUACCAGGGUUCCUACAUUUCCCCCUAUUCUGCCAAAACAGCGAUGAUUGCCAUGGCAGGCAUUAACUUCAUUGGGGCUCUGGCUUUCUUCAUUGCCAGUUUCUCUAAAACCUCUGCCAUCCGCAGCAGGAAGUACUUUCUGGCCCUCCUGAUCGCCAGUAUCAUUAUGGCUGUCCUUCAGGGUAUAAUAAACAUUGUGUAUAUGGUUGGAGUCAACCCCAUGGCCCAGGGAUCAUCCAGUGUGAUCUACAACCCUAUGCUCGUGAUGUGCCAGAACCUCUAUCAGACAGGCUAUUCGCAGAUGGGAGGAGUGGGAGGCUUCCCAAUCUACAACCAAUACCUCUACCAUUACUGUUUUGUGGACCCUCAAGAGGGAGUCGCCAUGGUGUGUGGAUUCCUGAUCGUCAUCGCCCUGGCAGUCGCCGCUUUCUAUGCACACAAAACCAGAGGGAAGAUCUGGCGCUACGGAAAACCAAACAUCUUCUGGGAUCAGCCUCUGAUUGGCGGGAAGGCAUCAGAGGGCAGAGAUGUAGAGGAGUGGGUGAACAAUGUGGAGGAAAGCCGAAGUGUUCAGGAUGCCCCAACCCUUCUAGUGUCAGAGAAAGGAGGUGGUCUGCUCAACGCCUCGGCAAACAGUGUCAUCUCCUAUCCCCCGGCCAAGGUGGACAGAAGCUCUCUCAACGAGGAUACCUACGACAACAAAGAAUAUUCUGAGGGGACCGCCGGACGACCAUCAGAAGCAUUCUCCCACGGUGGGAGGACCAGCUCCAGUCCGUCAGAAGAGACUGGCGGGGGCCGUAAACCCUCUGCCAAUAGGGCCAAGCGGCGCAGACGUAACCCUGAUAUGGACGAGUCCCAGUAUGAGACCGAGUACACCACCGGAGGAGAAACGGGGAAUGAGCUCGAUAUGGAAGAGUGGGAGAGUAUGUACCCUGAGAUCACAUCUGAUGAACAACGCCACGACUAUAAAUCAGAGUUUGAUGCUGACCUAAGGGAUUAUAAGCGGAUGUGUGCGGACAUGGACGACGUCAAUGAUCAGCUGAACAAACUCUGCAAGCAGUUGGACACACUAGAUGACACCUCUGAUAAAUACCAGGGUGUAGCAGAGGAAUAUAAUCAUCUGAAAGACUUUAAGCGGACACCAGAAUAUCAGUCGAAGAAGAAAGAGUGUCGCAGGCUGCGACACAAACUGUUCCAUAUCAAGCGGAUGGUGAAGAACUACGACAAGAGCCACUCAUAGACUUACACCGUCUUGACGCCAUCCUGCAAACACUCCAAAAAGCUUCUCUCACUCUCUGUUAUGCUUGGACCACAGUUACUGGCUUACUGGGACAGACACUGCCAAAGUUCUCUGCACACAGAAGGACACAUUUGCGCACAUGGAACAUAUCCGAUGUUGUAAUGAGGUAAUAAUGAUCUAGAAUACUAUUUUAUUCCCUAGUCAUUUAUGUAAGGCGACAUGUGGAAGCAGACAAAUGGCUUAGCUAGCAGGACUGUCUUCUGGUUGCCCAUCAUAAAAUAGAAAAAGCACAACAAUAUUGUGUAGAACAUGCCACCUUUUAGUAUUUUUUUAUGGCAAUUAUUUUUCACUUUGUACAUUUUUUUAAAUUAAACAUGAUCCUGAAUCUCAGAUUCAGAGAGACCAAAAAAGGGGAGAUUUCCAACAACUUGCACUGUAAAUAAUCUUAACAUCUGUUUAUUCUCCAUGAAUAUUUCAGUGAUUUGUGUUUUCUUGCACUGCAGGAGUCAAAGGAACAACUGUAAUAUAAGUACUGUAUCUAUUUGGUUAUUAAUGGCAUCCUUGUACUGCAUUCGCUUGUUCUCAAACAAAUAAUCAUUUGAAAUGUUCUGAUACCUAUGCAUAUUAGUAAAAAGAACAAUGUCUCACCAAUAACCUAUGCAAAAAUUUGUAUAGAGUUACUGCAAGGCCAAUGAAAACAAUUACAUUUUGUAAUGUAUGACUCAACUUAAUGCAGGAUACUACAAUCAGCUGUGUAUUUUUAGACAAGUGUGAUCUGUUGUAAACGUGUAUGCUCUUAAAGAACAUUGUUGUCAUCUGAUAAAGUUUUCGUGAGCCAUU